UCUUCUUCCCCAUCUCAGAGCCUCCGCCGCACCGCCGAGCGACACCUCCCCCCACCGCCCCGGAAAUGACGACUCGCUUCAAGAAGAACCGCAAGAAGCGCGGCCACGUCAGCGCCGGCCACGGUCGCAUCGGCAAGCACCGCAAGCACCCGGGGGGCCGCGGUAACGCCGGAGGCAUGCACCACCACCGCAUCCUCUUCGACAAGUACCACCCGGGCUACUUCGGCAAGGUCGGCAUGCGGUACUUCCACAAGCUCCGCAACAAGUUCUACUGCCCCAUCGUCAACGUCGAGCGGCUCUGGUCGCUGGUCCCCCAGGCCGCCAAGGACAAGGCCUCCGGCGCCGCCGCCGCCCCCGUGGUCGACGUCACCCAGUUCGGGUACUUCAAGGUCCUCGGGAAGGGCGUCCUGCCGGAGAAGCAGCCCAUCGUGGUGAGGGCCAAGCUGGUGUCCAAGAUCGCCGAGAAGAAGAUCAAGGAGGCCGGCGGCGCCGUCGUGCUCACCGCUUAGGUCGCCCCCAUCCGGUAGCUUUUAGGGGUUUCCGUUUACGGUCAUAUACAAUUGAUCCCGCUUUCCAUUAUGGUUUUGACGCUUGGUUGUAAUUGGAUCUGGAUCUGUUUACUUUUUAUGUAGGCGGAGAGCUUAAUUUUCUGGGUAA
This is a messenger RNA of Syzygium oleosum, 657 nucleotides long. Its product is annotated as 60S ribosomal protein L27a-3-like. Lineage: Eukaryota; Viridiplantae; Streptophyta; Magnoliopsida; Myrtales; Myrtaceae. Gene Ontology annotation, cellular component: cytosolic large ribosomal subunit; ribosome. The transcript has a single exon. Gene Ontology annotation, biological process: translation. Gene Ontology annotation, molecular function: structural constituent of ribosome. The record is from RefSeq and is a predicted model, not a curated record. The coding region runs from base 66 to 509 and encodes 147 amino acids.